GCAAAAGCUCCCGUCAGGUUCAGGAGGUACGCAGGGAGACCUUGCUCUUGUGAAGGAAGGCACAAGGAAGACUUCUAAAACAUUAAUAGUUAAAAAAAAAAACACAAAUACGAACGGGGACCGUAGCGGAAUGCAAAGGAAACGAAGUUGAGCAGAGGACCUGGUGUGAAAAUGUCCGAGCGCUUCUCCGUAGCCGGACCGGUGGCUCUGACGGCGGACUGAGCGGGUGGAAAGGCUGGAUGUGGAGGGCUCAUUGUAUCCCCGUGAAUGAAAAGACACCAGCAGUUCGCUCCCGAGGGGAAAAACGACAAGAACAUGGCUGACAGAACCGCUCCGACCUGUCAGCUGCGGCUUGAAUGGGUUUACGGCUAUCGGGGACACCAGUGCCGCAACAACCUGUACUACACGGCGGCGGGUGAAAUAGUGUAUUUCGUAGCCGGUGUAGGAGUUGUGUACAAUACACGGGAGCACAAGCAGAAAUUCUACCUGGGCCAUACCGACGACAUAAUCAGCUUGGCCCUGCACCCAGAACGAGUAUUUGUAGCCACUGGACAGGUGGGGAAAGAACCAUAUAUCUGUGUGUGGGACUCCUCAACCAUCCAGACGGUGUCCAUCCUGAAGGAGGUGCACACACACGGCAUCGCCUGUCUCGCCUUUGACCUCGACGGACAAUGUCUGGUGUCUGUGGGUCUUGACUCCAAGAACACAAUUUGUGUGUGGGACUGGAAGAAAGGGGUCACAUUAGCUACUGCCCCUGGUCACACAGACAGGAUAUUUGACAUAUCCUGGGACCUGUUUCAGCAGAGCAAGCUUGUGAGCUGUGGAGUCAAACAUAUUAAGUUCUGGAGUUUGUGUGGGAACUCUCUGACCCCCAAGCGCGGCAUGUUUGGGCGGAUGGGCGAGCUGCAGACCAUUCUGUGUGUAGCCUGCGCCAGAGAAGAGGUCACCUACUCGGGGGCCUUGAACGGAGACAUCUAUGUCUGGAAGGGCAUCAACCUGAUGCGCACCAUCCAGGGGGCACACUUGUCAGGGAUAUUCAGCAUGAACGCGUGUGAAGAGGGCUUUGCCACGGGUGGCAGGGACGGCUGCGUGCGUCUGUGGGACCUGAACUUCAAACCCAUCACUGUCAUCGACCUCAGGGAAACAGACCAGGGCUAUAAAGGGUUAUCGGUGCGCAGUGUGUGUUGGAGUGGCGAUCAUAUCCUGGUGGGGACUCAGGACAGUGAGAUCUUUGAGGUGGUGGUCCAUGAGAGGAACAAGCCCUUCCUCAUCAUGCAGGGCCACUGUGAGGGCGAGCUGUGGGCCCUGGCCAUCCACCCCACCAAGCCCCUCGCCAUGACAGGCAGUGACGAUCGCUCCGUCCGAAUUUGGAGCCUGGUGGACCAUGCGAUGAUAGCACGUUGCAACAUGGAGGAGCCUAUCCGCUGCGCGGCAGUCAGCCAUGAUGGCCUCAACCUGGCGCUGGGCAUGAAAGACGGCUCUUUCACUGUGUUGAGAGUCAGGGACCUGACGGAGGUGGUGCACAUCAAAGACCGCAAGGAGGCCAUCCACGAGCUGAAGUACUCCCCAGAUGGCGCGCACCUGGCCGUGGGCUCCAACGACAGCACCGUGGACAUCUACGGCGUGGUGCAGCGCUACAAGAAGGUGGGAGAGUGCGUGGCCUCCACCAGCUUCAUCACGCAUAUGGACUGGUCCACUGACAGCAAGUUCCUGCAGACCAACGAUGGCAAUGGAAUAAGGCUCUUCUACAGAAUGCCCAGUGGGAAGGAGGUGACUAACACGGAAGAGAUAAAGAAAGUCCAGUGGGCCACCUGGACUUGUGUGCUCGGCCCAGAAGUGAAUGGGAUCUGGCCCAAAUACUCCAACUUUAGCAACAUUAAUGCCGUAGAUGCCAACUUCAACAAUCAAGUUUUAGUAACAGCCGACGACUAUGGAUUAGUUAAAUUAGUUCGAUAUCCCUGCAUAAGAAAAGGUGCGAAGUUCAAAAAAUACUUUGGGCACUCUGCACACAUAACCAAUGUUAGGUGGUCACAUGAUCACCAGUGGGUGGUAACUAUUGGUGGAGCUGACCAUUCUGUGUUCCAGUGGAAAUUUAUACCUGAAAAGAAGACAAAAGAAACCCUCGCCAUUGCACCACAAGAGAUGCUGGUAGACUCGAACAGCGAGGAGUCAGACUCUGACCAGUCUGACGUGCCUGAGAUGGACUCUGAGAUUGAGCAGGAAAUGCAGCUUACAUACCGGCGACAGGUUUACAAAGAAGACCUACCUCAUCUGAAAGAGCAGCGCAAGGAGAAGCACCGGGUGGCGGCCGACAAGAAGAGAGCGAAAGGUCCAGCCAGCAGAGUGAGGCUGCACUUCAUCCAUGGUUACCGUGGCCACGACUGCAGGAGCAACCUGUUCUACACGCAGACGGGGGAGAUCGUGUACCACGUGGCUGCGGUGGGGGUGGUGUACAACAGGCAGCAGAACACGCAGCACUUCUACCUGGGCCACAACGACGACAUCCUCUGCCUAGGCAUCCACCCGCUGAAAGACUACGUCGCCACAGGCCAAGUGGGUAGAGACUCCUCCAUACACAUCUGGGAAACGGAAUUUCUGACGCCACUGUCGGUUCUUAAAGGAUGCCACCAGCUGGGAGUAUGUGCACUCGACUUCUCAGCGGAUGGAAAGCGUCUGGCCUCUGUGGGGCUCGACGACAAUCACACCAUCGUGCUCUGGGACUGGAGGAAGGGAGAGAAGCUGUCAGCCUUCCGGGGGAGCAAAGACAGAGUAUUUAUAGUUAAAAUCAAUCCACACAUGCCUGACAAGCUUAUUACUGCUGGUGUGAAGCAUAUUAAGUUCUGGCAGAAAGCAGGAGGAGGUCUGAUAGGGAAGAAGGGAAGCAUGGGGAAGACGGAGACCAUGAUGUGUGCGGUGUACGGAUGGACAGAGGAGACCGUGUUCUCUGGAACGUCCAGCGGCGACAUCUGCAUCUGGAGGGACAUGUUGAUGGUGAAGAAGGUCAAAGCACACGAUGGGCCAGUCUUCAGCAUGUAUGCCCUGGAGAAGGGGUUUGUGACUGGUGGAAAGGACGGCCUAGUCGCAUUGUGGGAUGACGCUUUUGAGAGAUGCCUGAAGACUUACGUGAUCAAGAGAGCCGUCCUCGCCCCAGGAUCCAAAGGGUUAUUACUGGAGGACAACCCUUCUAUUCGUGCCAUAUCUCUGGGUCACGGUCACAUGCUCGUAGGGACGAAGAAUGGCGAGAUCCUGGAGGUGGAUAAGAGUGGGCCCAUCACACUUCUAGUUCAGGGUCACAUGGAGGGAGAGGUGUGGGGUCUGGCCACCCACCCUCACCUGCCUCUCUGUGCCACCGUGAGCAAUGACAAGACCCUACGCAUCUGGGACCUCUCACCCAGUCACUGCAUGCUCGCCGUACGCAAGCUCAAGAAAGGUGGUAGGAGCUGCUGUUUCUCUCCGGACGGCAAGGCGCUGGCGCUGGGCCUGCAGGAUGGCAGCUUCCUCGUAGUUAACGCAGACACGCUGGAGGACCUGGUGUCGUUCCACCACCGCAAGGACGUCAUCUCUGACAUCCGCUUCUCCCCCGGUGCAGGGAAGUAUUUGGCAGUAGCAUCUGGUGACGGAUUUGUGGACAUAUACAACAUGAUGAACAGCAAGAGGGUGGGUGUGUGCAAAGGGUCCAUGAACUACAUCACGCACCUGGACUGGGACACACGAGGGAAGCUUUUGCAGGUCAAUACUGCGGGGAAAGAGCAGCUAUUUUUCGAGGCCCCUCGUGGGAAGCAGCAUACCAUUCCCGCUACAGAGGUGGAGAAGAUAGAGUGGAGCACGUGGACGUGCGUGCUGGGGACCUCAUGCGACGGCAUCUGGCCGGUGGUCAGUGACAUCACCGACGUAACGAGCGCGUGUCUCAGCAACGACAGGCAGAUUCUAGCAACAGGUGAUGACCUGGGCUACCUGAAGCUCUUCAACUAUCCUGCCAAGGGAACGUAUGCCAAGUUCAAGCGCUAUGUGGCCCACAGUACACAUGUGACCAACGUACGCUGGUCGCACGACGACUCUCUGCUGGUGACUGUGGGAGGAGCCGACACCUCUCUGAUGAUCUGGAGCCAUGAAGCCGAUGGCCCUCGGGAGGGGUGGCCAUAUGACAGCGAGGAGUCUGAUGUUGAGAGUGAGGACGAUGGAGGGUACGAUAGUGAUGUGACUCGUGAAAAUGAGACCAGCCAUGUCAUCAAGACCUUGUCGAGCAACAUGCGACCCAUGACAGGGGUCAAGCCCCAUCUACAGCAGAAGGAGCCAACAGUUGAUGAAAGGCAGGGUGUAGUCAGAGGUUCGAGACCCUCAGUGAGCAGGGCCCUACCGUUGCCAGAUAAACUGCAAACCAACAACGUGGGAAAGAAGAAGAGACCCAUUGAGGAACUGGUGCUAGAGGUGGUGUUUGGUUACCGUAGCAAAGAUUGCCGAAACAACUUGCAUUACCUGAAUGAUGGGGCCGAUAUCAUCUACCACGCGGCUUCGGUGGGGGUGGUGCAUAACUUGACCACAGCAUGCCAGAGUUUCUAUGUAGAGCACAGUGAUGACAUUCUGUGCCUCACUGUUAAUCAGCACCCCAAGUUCCCCAAUGUGGUCGCAUCUGGCCAAGUAGGUGAUGCUGCUGAUAUGUCAGCAUCGUGCCCGUCCAUCCACGUGUGGGAUGCCAUGUCGAAGCAGACGCUCUCUGUGCUGCGGUGCGCCCACUCGUGUGGCGUCUGCUCCGUCAGCUUCAGCGCCACGGGCAAGCUGCUCCUUUCCGUGGGCCUCGACGCCGAGCACACCAUCACCAUCUGGAAGUGGCAGGAAGGCAUCAAGGUGGCCAGCUGCAUGGGCCAUGCCCGGCGCAUCUUUGUGGCCGAGUUCCGGCCCGACUCGGACACGCAGUUCGUGUCGGUGGGAAUUAAGCACGUGCGGUUCUGGAUGCUGGCGGGUCAGGGGUUGCUCAGCAAGAAGGGCACGCUCAGCACCCUCGAGGACGCACGCAUGCAGACCAUGCUUUCCGUGGCAUUUGGAGCUAAUAACUUGACAUUUACAGGUACCAUUAGUGGAGAUGUGUGUGUGUGGAAGGAACACGUUCUAGUGCGAAUUGUUGCCAAGGCACACAGUGGACCCGUUUUCACCAUGUAUACCACACUGCGAGAUGGCCUUAUCGUCACGGGGGGCAAGGAACGCCCGUCGAAGGAGGGUGGUGCACUGAAGUUGUGGGAUCAGGAGAUGACACGCUGCAGGGCUUUCAGACUGGAGACUCGUCAGAGCAUAGACUGUGUGCGCUCCGUCUGCAGGGCCAAGGGCAAGAUCCUGGUGGGCACACGGAACGCUGAGAUCAUCGAGGUCGGUGAGAAAAGUGCAGCGUGCAACAUCCUGAUUAACGGCCACAUGGACGGCCCCAUCUGGGGUUUGGCGGCUCACCCCACGCGAGACCUGUUCCUGUCUGCUGCCGAGGACGGCACAGUGCGGCUCUGGGACAUUCCAAAUAGGAAGAUGGUGAAUAAGGUAAGCCUAGGCCACCCAGCACAUGCGGUCAGCUACAGCCCCGAGGGCGACAUGGUCGCCAUCGGGAUGAAGAAUGGCGAAUUCAUCAUCCUCCUCGUCACCUCGCUCAAGAUCUGGGGCAAGAAGAGAGAUCGCCACUCUGCCAUCCAGGACAUCAGAUUCAGUCCAGAUGCCCAGUACCUUGCUGUGGGAUCCAGUGAGAAUGCGGUGGACUUCUACGACCUGACGCUGGGGCCGCAGCUCAACCGCGUUAACUGCUGCCGAGACAUCUCCAGCUUCGUCAUUCAGAUGGACUUCUCUGCUGACAGCUGCUACAUACAGCUGUCCACGGGUGCUUACAAACGCCUCCUUUAUGAAGUGCCUACUGGGAAGCAGGUUACAGAGCCAGCUGUCAUAGACAAAAUCACCUGGGCCACUUGGACGAGUAUGCUCGGGGAUGAGGUGGUGGGCAUCUGGUCCCGUAACUCCGAUAAAGCCGACGUAACGUGCGCCUGUGUCUCCCAUUCCGGCCUCAACCUUGCCACAGGCGAUGACUUUGGAAUGGUGAAGCUGUUCGACUUUCCAUGUCCAGAGAAGUUUGCCAAACACAAACGCUACUUGGGCCACUCAGCCCAUGUGGCCAACAUCCGCUUCACUAACGGGGACCAUUACGUUGUCAGCGCUGGAGGCGACGAUAGAAGCCUCUUUGUAUGGAAGUGCGUCCACGCUCCCUAGGUGGGUUGCAGUGCCACCGUGUGGCCCAGGCGGCCGCUUCCGCUCUGCGGCUCUACGGGCUACUGGGCUCAGUGGAGAGCCCAGCGCUACACUGCUUGAAGAGGACAAGAGAUGGCGGCAGGCACUCCCGUCAGAGGUUAAACCCUGAACUUUAGACAGCAGGGCGCAUGCACUGGAAUGACACCCCUGCUAACAUCCAUACCUGAACCCUACUGUAAUGUCCUCUGUCUAAAUGACACUGAACUCUGGGAACGUGGACAGAGGAGGUUUCCAUCCCCAUAUGCAUCUGAGAGGUUUGAAGUAAAUGUUUCACCCACUCCCCUUUUACAUUUGCCCUUAAUUUUAAGAUGGAAUGUGCUUUUAUUUGGAGUACAUUUUGCAUAAUUGUUUGAGUUCCUUCCAGUCAAAAGAUGAACAAAUGUGUAGCAAGCAAAAUAAGAUUAGCGUUAAAAUAUCCAAUGAGUGUUCUUUUGGGCGAAGGCUGAACUCCUCAUUUUUAUGAUAUAUAUUGCUUAAAAAAACGA
Molecule: messenger RNA, 6761 nt
Organism: Electrophorus electricus (electric eel)
Lineage: Eukaryota; Metazoa; Chordata; Actinopteri; Gymnotiformes; Gymnotidae
Source: RefSeq, a predicted model, not a curated record